Messenger RNA from Ylistrum balloti, 646 nucleotides. RefSeq lists its product as uncharacterized. The coding region runs from base 98 to 511 and encodes 137 amino acids. The transcript has 3 exons. The record is from RefSeq and is a predicted model, not a curated record. Lineage: Eukaryota; Metazoa; Mollusca; Bivalvia; Pectinida; Pectinidae.
UCCGGUUUUCGUCGACGUGAGAGAUUGACCUUGGAAAUUUAAGAAUCGGCACACAAGGGAACAGUCUUUACUUACCGGCUUAUUUUUUACAGCAAAAAUGACCACGGAGGCUCCCUACGAUAAGUACGUGAAGCUCGCAUUUGAAAGGGUCACAGAAGCUCUCCGGACCAGGUUUAAAGAGUCGCCGCUCCAGGCUGCCAGGGAUGAGUUGGUUUUAUUACACAAGAUGGACGAGGACCAAUUGAAAGCGUACAGGAAAAAGGACCUGAACAGAGCAUUAUGUAGAGGGAAAUAUCUAAAUGGCGAAAUAGAGGUCGUUAAGAAACGGCUAAAUGACUGUAUGUUAGACUGUCCUGUCAAAGCUUAUGAUCAAGCAGCUGGUUCAGGAAAAGAUGCAGAGACGGUGCUGGGGCAUUGCAUGUUGAGGUGUGCAGAUUCACAGAUCUCACGAUUUGGAUCUAUGUUUAAACGCAUGGAAAGAGCUGUGGAUGAUAUAGAUAGCAAGUUUUGAAGAACUACAGUAAACAAUGUUUGGUGCAAAUGUUGUUAAGUUGUGGAACAGAAGAAAUUUUCCAGUUGCUUGUAAAAAUCUUUGACUGUGUGUCAUGUGUCUGUAAUAAAAAAAAAUUCAGUUAAAUUUAGCAAA